Messenger RNA from Oppiella nova, 3168 nucleotides. The record is from the annotation of a GenBank genome assembly. NCBI's taxonomy places the organism in Eukaryota, Metazoa, Arthropoda, Arachnida, Sarcoptiformes, Oppiidae.
AUGGUGGACAUGAAGUACAUUCUCCACACAUCCAUACGCUAUGUAUCGCUUUACACCACUUUCUAUUCGGCCGGUCUUAUGUUGGGAACAUUAACGGCCGCUAUAUUCCUAGCAUUUAUGGGUGUUUGCACAGCCCUUACACCACUGUCCCCUGAAUUGUGGACACUAUAUACGUAUGCCUUUUUCGUGGGACUGGGUGCUGGUGUGUGGAACGGUAUAUGUAAUGUAUGGAUGAUUGAGAUCUGGGGGCACCGGUCGGCACCGUUACUACAGCUGUUGCACUGCGGGUUUGGCGUCGGAAAUAUCAUAUCCCCGCUCAUACUUAAGAGUCAUUUAAUCGGGGAAAUACACAGAAACUCGAGCACCGGUAGUCAAUCUAUUGGCGAUUAUACUAAUGAGACGGACGUUUUGGUGGAGAGUAGUGUUGACCGACGGGCGGGACUUAUAAUCCCCUUUCAAAUCAAUGCAUUCAUUCAGAUAUUGUCGCCGGUAGCCCUGGUUGUGAUGUUUAUAUGGAAACGCUAUGAACCUCAACAUUAUAUACAACACGCCGACUUCAAGUUAGCUACCGAUGACAUGCCUGAGCUAAAGAUGUUUGAUAGAGAAGGCUUUCCCCGCCAACGUGCUAUACUCCUAUUCUGUGUCUGGCUAUCCGUUUAUUUAGUAUCCGAGACUACUAUACUAUCAUUCGGUGCCACAUAUUUCCAGUACUGUCCCCUAAAGCUAACGGCCCAAGAGUCGGCACAGUUACUCUCAACAGUGGCCAUGGCGUUCACUGCGGGCCGUGGUCUUAGUGCCCUAUUGGCCCUACGAUUCAAACCGCAACAAAUGAUUGGCUAUCACUUUGCUAUACUAAUCAUCGCCACUAUUACCCUAUAUGUGGGUCAAUACAACCUAACGGUGCUGUGGGUGUCCACUAUAAUGGCAGGACUUGGAUUUUCAGCCAUGUUUCCGGCAAUGUUUGCAUACCUGGGACAGUACCUGUCCAUCACUAACCCUAUCGGCGUUUUUGUGGAGAGAUAUUCGUGGGUUGUGUUGAUGUUUGAGUCCAUUUAUGUCGGCACCUGUUUGUUACUAUUCGUGUCGUUCAUAGGAAUGACCAUGACAAUGUAUGCGCCCGUUAUGGUCGAUAUGAAGUACAUUCUCCACACGUCCAUACGCUAUGUAUCGCUUUACACCACUUUCCUAUCGGCCGGGUAUAUGACGGGAACUUUAACAGCCAUUAUAUUCCUGGCAUUUAUGAGCAUCGGGUCAGCCCUCACACCCCUAUCCCCUGACCUCUCGGCACUAUACACGUGUGCAUUUUUGGUGGGAAUGGGCGCCAGUGUGUGGAACAGUAUGUGUAAUGUAUGGAUGAUUGAGCUCUGGGGGCACCGGUCGGCACCGUUACUACAGCUGUUGCACUGCGGGUUUGGCGUCGGGAAUAUCAUAUCCCCGCUCAUACUUAAGAGUCAUUUAAUCGGGGAAAUACACAGCAACUCGAGCACCGGUAGUCAAUCCAUUGGCAAUUAUACUAAUGAGACAGAGGUUUGGGUGGAGAGUAGUGUUGACCGACGGGCGGAACUUAUAAUCCCCUUUCAAAUCAAUGCAUUCAUUCAGUUAUUGUUCACCGAUAACACACCGGCGCCUAAGCUGUUUGACAGGGAUGGCUUUCCCCGCAAGCGAGCGAUACUCCUAUUCUGCGUAUGGCUGUCCACCUACUGUGUAGCCGAAGCUACUAUACUAUCAUUCGGUGCCACAUAUUUCCAGUACUGUCCCCUAAAACUAACGGCCCAGGAGUCGGCACAGUUACUCUCAGCUGUGGCCAUAGCGUUCACUAUAGGCCGUGGACUCAGUGUACUAACAGCCCUAAGAUAUAGUCCCAAACAAAUGAUUGGCUAUCACUUUGUUGUACUAAUUAUUGCCGCUAUUACCCUGUAUGUGGGUCAAUAUAACCUAUCGGUGCUGUGGGUGUCUACUAUUUUGACAGGAUUGGGACUGUCAGCCAUGUGUCCGGCAAUGUUCGCAUACCUGGAACAGUACCUGUCCAUCACUAACCCUAUCGGUGCGAUCGCUAUAUUUUCUUCAGAAGGAAUGACACUCACAAUGUUUGGGCCCGUUAUGGUGGACAUGAAGUUUAUUCUCCACACAUCCAUACGCUAUGUAUCGCUUUACACCACUUUCUUAUCGGCCGGGUAUAUGUUAGGAACUGUAUUCGGAUAUCUAUACGAAUACCUGAACCGUCAGUUGGUAGCUAUUAUAUUCUUGGCACUCAUGAGUAUUGGGUCAGCCCUCACACCCCUAUCCCCUGACCUCUGGGCCCUAUACGGGUGUGCCUUUGUCAUAGGAAUGGGCGCCAGUGUGUGGAACUGUAUGUGCAAUGUAUGGAUGAUUGAGAUCUGGGGCAACCGGUCGGCGCCAUUCCUACAGCUAUUACACUGCGGGUUCGGCGUCGGGUGCAUAAUAUCUCCGCUCAUACUUAAAAGUCAUUUAGUCGGGGAAACACAUCACACGUCGAGCACCGGUAGCCAAGCUCUCGGCAAUUAUACUAAUGAAACAGAGGUUUCUAUGGAGAGUAGUAUUGACCGACGGACUGGACUUAUAAUCCCCUUUCAAAUCAAUGGAUUCAUUCAGAUAUUGUCGCCGGUAGGACUUCUAGCGAUGUUUAUAUGGAAGCGUUACGUACCACCGCAACCUAUAGCCCGUGCCAAGGCAGCUACCGGUGACAUAUCGGAGCAAAAGCUGUUUGACAGGGAAGGUUCACCCCGCAAAUGGGCCAUAUUCAUUUUCUGCCAUUCGGUGCCACGNCUAACGGCCCAGGAGUCGGCACAGUUACUCUCAACAGUGGCCACGGCGUUCACUGUGGGCCGGGGGCUCAGUGUACUUAUGGCCCUACGAUUCAAACCCCAGCAAAUGAUUGGCUAUCACUUUGCUAUACUAAUCAUCGCCGCUAUUACCCUAUAUGCGGGUCAAUAUAAUCUAACGGUGUUGUGGGUGUCGACAAUUAUGGCAGGUCUAGGACUGUCAGCCAUGUGUCCGGCAAUGUUCGCAUACCUGGAGCAGUACCUGUCCAUCACUAACCCUAUCGGCGUUUUUGUGGAGAGAUAUUCGUGGGUUGUGUUGAUGUUUGAGUCCAUUUAUGUCGGCACCUGUUUGUUGCUAUUCGUGUCGUUCAUAAUUUUAGUGGAC